AUGACUUCCUCAAUCGAUGAGGAAAUCUUGGGUGAAGAUGUUGAAGAGCAGGAAAAUGUUCAAAGCAGCCCUCCAGUGGCUUCCAAACCACCGCCAUACAAGUCUUUCCGUAAGAAGUAUCGUAAAAUGCGAAUAAAGUUCGAUGAAGCUAUGCGCCAAAGUAAUUCAUUAUUUAUGGAGGAGCAGUUGGCAGAUGAAAGUGCUAAGAGGUUGGCACGAGAAAAUGAUCGACUUAUGGAUUUACUUCUCGAUAUCAACAACUCCGAGCAAAUACCUGCCAACAAGCGCAUCGAUUUAAGUGUCGCUGGACCUGCUCUUACAAGCGUCCCUGCUCUUGUCACAAAAGAAGAGCUUGCGAAAGCCGCUGAAGAUACAUCACCUGAAGGCCAAACUAUCUAUAAAGAAAUUCAGGGUUUAUUGAAGGACCGAGAUGGCACAAAUACGACUGUUAAGCCUUCAAAAUCUCUUGCGAAACUCCUGGCGACUGUCCCGCAUAUUUCCUUGAUGAACCAUCACGUCUCUCCACAAUCCUUGGCUGAUUUCGAACCUCAGCCUGGAAGGAAGCAUCCUAUUGGCUAUUUAUCUGUCGAAGAAAUUGAUAAUUACCUUCACGCAGUAGAUGCAACGAUUGGUCUUGCCCCCUCCCUCGCAACUGUCGUCUACCCUCCUACAACGCAAGAUGUCACUCUCAAAAACCCCCAUAGCGUUCUAAACUGGCUCCGUCGUCAUGAGCCCAAAAUCUUCCUUCAAGAUGGUGAAGGCCCUAUUGAAAAGAUCAAUACCAAACCUGGUGCCUUGCGUGGAGCAGGAAAACGAGCAAAUAUUCCCGCACCAACUCGUCUUGAUUCUUUAGAAAUUGUCGAAGAAGAUGGCAUUGGCUACGAUACUACUUUAAGCGGACCAUCCAGCUCCAAAAUCAAACGCAAGCGAGACCCAGAGGAUGAUGGUGGAUAUACACCCAAAUCUGGCAAUCCAGUUAAUAAAACCAAAAGACAAAGGCCAUCCAAGAAAAAGUCUGAUCCACCUGGCGAGCCAAGUACUUCCUCUAGUUCGAAAAAGAGUAAAUUGAGAGCCAAAAAUUCAUCUCCCGUUGACACAGGUCCAGCCCCUCAUCCUUUCGGCCCAAUUGACUGA
Sclerotinia sclerotiorum 1980 UF-70 is the source of this 1134-nucleotide messenger RNA. RefSeq lists its product as hypothetical. Gene Ontology annotation, cellular component: Ino80 complex; nucleus. The transcript has 3 exons. Bases 1 to 1134 code for a protein of 377 amino acids. Lineage: Eukaryota; Fungi; Ascomycota; Leotiomycetes; Helotiales; Sclerotiniaceae. The record is from RefSeq and is a predicted model, not a curated record. Gene Ontology annotation, biological process: chromatin remodeling.